AUGGUAUUUGGCGUAAGGCGAUGUUCGCGCGCUAUCCUUUCUGGGGUUCUGUUUCUACUGCUGCUUCAUGUGGUCAAGCUGCCCCUUGUCGCAGCUGCUAGGGAGCACGGCAUAGAAGAGCCUGAGUCAAGCUCUUCUGGCGGUGCCUCUAUUCGCAAAACGGAAAGGCAUAUUUACACCAUCUUGGACCACGUAAUCUUAAUAUUGGUGUGUCUCUCGUUCUCCGCCAUAUUUGCCGGGCUAACCAUCGGUAUUUUGUGCAUGGACACGCUGACGUUGAGCAUAAUUGCAAGUAGUGGUCGAGAGCCGGACAGGACGCACGCCUCACGGAUACUUCCUCUGCGCCGCCAGGGCCAUGUGACUCUCUGCACGCUUAUCAUCUCGAAUAUGCUCAUGAAUGUUAUCGUGGUGCAACAGCUAGGCGCCCUCACAGAGCUGCUCUGUAAGUUCAGCUAUAUCAGUGGAGCGUGCAAGGAUAAUGGCGGUGCACCAGGCAUCGCAUUGUUUGCUGUAAGCACCUUACUUAUUCUUAUCUUUACCGAGAUCGUCCCUAUGUCCAUAUGCAAGUCCAAGUAUUCAUUGGCAAUUGCAGCGGCGGGGUGCUCAGUGGUGCGUGUGGCAAGGGUCCUUGUUUAUCCCGUAGCAAUGCCACUGGGUCUACUGUUGGACCGCUUGGUGCCGCACGACGCUGGUCAAAUAUACGAUCGCAAUGAACUGCGGAAGCUAAUGAUUCUACAUUGUGAAGCGCACGGUGAGCGCAGUGGCCUCGCAACGUCUGAACUGAAGCUGCUCAUUGCCGCGAUGGACUUCCAGGAGAGGAAAGUCUGCGACAUUAUGAAGCCUAUGGAAGAUGUGACCACCGUGAGGGUGGAUGAUGUUCUCACGCCGUGUUUGAUUGAGUCUCUGUGGCGGAGCGGACGGUCUCGCAUUCCCGUGCAGGAGACAUUGGGAGGGUACCGUGAUGUUCUGAUUGUGAAGGACCUGCUGUCGAUGCCGCCGCUGAUUGAAGGUGCAACGCCGUUGACAAUCGGUGAGUUCGUCAACGGGAGUGCACGGACAGCCCUUGCAGUGCACAAGGACACUCCCCUGCCAACAGUCCUGAGGAUGUUUCAGCACGCGGAGACGCAGAUGCUGUUUGUCUCGGGUACAGACACCGUUAGUUUACUGACAGAUGAGAAUAUUAGUAUGAGCAUGUCUGUCACUUUGAAUCAGUGUACCGCUUUACGUGACACAGAAAUCAUUGGUAUUGUGACACUAGAAGAUGUACUAGAAACCCUUAUAAAGGGAGAAAUAUACGACGAGUAUGAUAGUUAUGACUUCCCAGCGCACACCAACAGUGUUUUGGGGGAAAGAGAGGUGCUGCUGGAUCUCUGCGGCGUUCCACCCCCGCUUUCAGAGCCUGCACAAGUUCCAAGAGUGAACUUCUAUUCCUACUACGUACAGCCCGGCAGUGAUGGCACCCUGACAGAGGCGCAGAUUUGGGCUGUUGCGUACUACUUGACCCGCUCGGUUCCACCUUUCUACCUCUGGCACCCAGGGUAUGUAAAGAUGUUGCUUGACGAGUGCGGAAUCGAUCAGUACACGUUCCCUGCACCCGUACCAAGCGGUGAAGCUCCCUCUAAUUCUUACCCUCCUCUGAGUGGCACGGUGAUCGCGGGCAACACUGAAGGCACACGAGACGCACCGAAUUCCACAAAUGAUCUCAUUUCCCGCGCCACAGAGGAGCGCGCCGUGUUAUAUCGUAAUGGUGUUGAAUCAUCUGUGUUCACCCUAAUACUGGGUGGUAGGGUAGAGGUACUUGUCGCCUCCUGCAACUCCCUGUUGAAGCAGCGUUCUUUCGACUGGUUGGGGGAAGGUGCACUGCAACUGCAGCGCUACAUCCCAGAUUAUGAUGCAGUGGUGUUGCACCCCACGCGCCUCUACCGUAUUCCGAGGGAGUUGUACGAUAGGUAUCAAAGUUUUAACAACCAUUACAACCGUGCAUUUAAUGCCGGCCUCUCCGCAGGAAGGUCACAUGACGGCGCUACGAUUUUGAAUGUUACGUCCCUUGAGAUGUCACCCAUAGAGGCUAAGGAUCAUCCUGAUGGCGCGGCAUAUGUUGACAUAGGGGAGGAGGAUCAUCAUCCGAUGAGUCCAGAGAGUGCGUACGGAACCUUCAGGGGCGCUCGCAAACCGGGGUCACGGUACGAAGAGAUGAAGCUUCUAAACCCUCCCAAGUAG
This is a messenger RNA of Trypanosoma brucei brucei TREU927, 2220 nucleotides long. RefSeq lists its product as hypothetical. NCBI's taxonomy places the organism in Eukaryota, Euglenozoa, Kinetoplastea, Trypanosomatida, Trypanosomatidae. The record is from RefSeq and is a predicted model, not a curated record. Gene Ontology annotation, biological process: magnesium ion homeostasis. Bases 1 to 2220 code for a protein of 739 amino acids. The transcript has a single exon.